Lemur catta (Ring-tailed lemur) is the source of this 5513-nucleotide messenger RNA. It is a transcript of the gene SMURF2, whose product is annotated as SMAD specific E3 ubiquitin protein ligase 2. NCBI's taxonomy places the organism in Eukaryota, Metazoa, Chordata, Mammalia, Primates, Lemuridae. Gene Ontology annotation, biological process: ubiquitin-dependent protein catabolic process; negative regulation of BMP signaling pathway. Gene Ontology annotation, molecular function: ubiquitin protein ligase activity; protein binding. The record is from RefSeq and is a predicted model, not a curated record. The coding region runs from base 16 to 2262 and encodes 748 amino acids. The transcript has 19 exons.
CCCGCCGCCGGGGACAUGUCUAACCCCGGAGGCCGGAGGAACGGGCCCGUCAAGCUGCGCCUGACAGUACUCUGUGCAAAAAACUUGGUGAAAAAGGAUUUUUUCCGACUUCCUGAUCCGUUUGCUAAGGUGGUGGUUGAUGGAUCUGGGCAAUGCCAUUCUACAGAUACUGUGAAGAAUACACUUGACCCAAAGUGGAAUCAGCACUAUGACCUGUAUAUUGGAAAGUCUGAUUCAGUUACAAUCAGUGUGUGGAAUCACAAGAAGAUCCAUAAAAAACAAGGUGCUGGAUUUCUUGGUUGUGUUCGUCUUCUUUCCAAUGCCAUCAACCGCCUCAAAGACACUGGUUAUCAGAGGUUGGAUCUGUGCAAACUUGGGCCAAAUGACAAUGAUACAGUUAGAGGACAGAUAGUAGUAAGUCUUCAGUCCAGAGACCGAAUAGGCACAGGAGGACAAGUUGUGGACUGCAGUCGUUUGUUUGAUAAUGAUUUACCAGACGGCUGGGAAGAAAGGCGAACUGCCUCUGGAAGAAUCCAGUAUCUAAAUCACAUUACAAGAACUACACAGUGGGAACGCCCAACACGACCGGCAUCUGAAUAUUCUAGUCCUGGCAGACCUCUUAGCUGCUUUGUUGAUGAGAACACUCCAAUUAGUGGAACAAAUGGUGCAACAUGUGGACAGUCUUCGGAUCCCAGACUGGCAGAGAGGAGAGUCAGGUCACAACGACAUAGAAAUUACAUGAGCAGGACACAUUUACAUACUCCUCCAGACCUACCAGAAGGCUAUGAACAGAGGACAACGCAACAAGGUCAGGUGUAUUUCUUACAUACUCAGACUGGUGUGAGCACAUGGCACGAUCCAAGAGUGCCUAGGGAUCUUAGCAACAUCAAUUGUGAAGAGCUUGGUCCAUUGCCUCCUGGAUGGGAGAUCCGUAAUACCGCAACAGGCAGAGUUUAUUUCGUUGACCAUAACAACAGAACAACACAAUUUACAGAUCCUCGGCUCUCUGCUAACUUGCAUUUAGUUUUAAAUCGGCAGAACCAAUUGAAAGACCAACAACAACAGCAAGUGGUGUCAUUAUGCCCUGAUGACACAGAGUGUCUGACAGUUCCAAGGUAUAAGCGAGACCUGGUUCAGAAACUAAAAAUUUUACGGCAAGAGCUUUCCCAGCAACAGCCUCAGGCUGGCCACUGCCGCAUUGAGGUUUCCAGGGAAGAGAUUUUUGAGGAAUCAUAUCGACAGGUCAUGAAAAUGAGACCAAAAGAUCUCUGGAAGCGAUUAAUGAUAAAAUUUCGCGGAGAAGAAGGCCUUGACUAUGGAGGGGUUGCCAGGGAAUGGUUAUAUCUCUUGUCACAUGAAAUGUUGAAUCCAUACUAUGGCCUCUUCCAGUAUUCAAGAGACGAUAUCUAUACGUUGCAGAUCAAUCCUGAUUCUGCAGUUAAUCCGGAACAUUUAUCAUAUUUCCACUUUGUUGGACGAAUAAUGGGAAUGGCUGUGUUUCAUGGACAUUAUAUUGAUGGUGGUUUCACGUUGCCUUUUUAUAAACAGUUGCUUGGGAAAUCAAUUACUUUGGAUGACAUGGAGUUAGUUGAUCCAGACCUUCAUAACAGUUUAGUGUGGAUACUUGAGAAUGACAUUACAGGUGUUUUGGACCAUACCUUUUGUGUUGAACAUAAUGCAUAUGGUGAAAUUAUUCAGCAUGAACUUAAACCAAAUGGCAAAAGUAUCCCUGUUACUGAAGAAAAUAAAAAAGAAUAUGUCAGGCUCUAUGUGAACUGGAGAUUUUUACGUGGUAUUGAGGCUCAGUUCCUGGCUCUGCAAAAAGGUUUUAAUGAAGUAAUUCCACAGCAUCUGCUAAAGACAUUUGAUGAGAAGGAGCUAGAGCUUAUUAUUUGUGGACUUGGAAAGAUAGAUGUUAAUGACUGGAAGGUAAACACCCGGUUAAAACACUGUACGCCAGACAGCAAUGUGGUCAAGUGGUUCUGGAAAGCUGUGGAGUUUUUUGAUGAAGAGCGACGAGCACGAUUACUUCAGUUUGUGACAGGAUCCUCUAGAGUGCCUCUGCAGGGCUUCAAAGCCUUACAAGGUGCUGCAGGCCCACGACUCUUCACCAUACACCAGAUUGACGCCUGUACUAACAACCUGCCUAAAGCCCAUACUUGCUUCAAUCGAAUAGACAUUCCGCCCUAUGAAAGCUAUGAAAAGCUGUAUGAAAAGCUGCUAACAGCCAUUGAAGAAACAUGUGGAUUUGCUGUGGAAUGAUGGACUUCAAGGAUUUACCCAGGACUCUAUUUAUACCCCUGACUGACAGCCUCCUUCAGCAGAGUUUCAAAGAAUGCUGAAAUACAGGAACACCCCCCCGCCCCUUUUUUUAAUUUUAGGACACUGUGAGGGGAAAGGACAAUUUUGAAAUUCCUUUUCAAGGAAAAAAGGUCUUUAUGCUUUGCCAUGAGGCCACAUUCAGCUGCUAUUUAAAAUUAAUAUCUUGAACCUAAAGAAUGCUGACUUUUCCUACAUUUCCAGAGUUAGGCAGUAUUCUACACUUAAAGACUACUACUAUUUUUAUAAAAGGUAAUCUACUCAAAUCGCUUCACCGAUUUCAAGUCUCUCAAACAUCAAGACAACUUCAGCAGUCGGUACAAGUCACAUUUCAUUUUGAUUGAAUACAUGAUUUUGAACAGCUCCUGUACUUGCUCUUUGUAAAAAAAUAAAAUAAAAUAAAAUUACUUUGAAUUAUUCUACCUUUGUAAACAAUUGGCUGAAAGAAUAAUUAUCUUUGAGAAAUUAAGCCAUUUACAUGUUUAAUUAUGUUUUUCUAUAGCAGAGCAUUAUAUUUUGCAUUAUAUGUUUCAACCUAGCCUAAGUGAGUCUUUUAUAUUUUUCAAGCAUGAAUUUCCUGGAAUACAGCUUUAUAAUUUUAGUUGUCAAAUUCCUGAUACAACCACUUAGUCUAAACUUAGUAGUUUAUUUGCUACAAUAUGUGUUCAGGGGCUCCCUGUUUUUAAGAGACUUUUAAAAAAACUAAUGUUUUUUAUCUUGAAUCAGUAUGAUUAGGUAUUUUGGAUUUACUUUCAUCUUAAAUCAAAAUACUGCAUUUUUAUAGCUUCUCAGAGCAUGUGGAUGGGUGGGAUUUUCAUUCCUUGCUGGGUCAGCUUAUCUUUAUAUACUAUUCCUAUAAACCAAAGUCUCUGACAAGUGCACCUAAUUUAUAUUUUAAUUACAGUGUAAGUUUCUAUCAAGUAAACCAUCCUAAAGCUUUGUUUAGCUGCUCAUAAUUUUAUUUGGCUAAAAUUAUGAAAAAGGAAAAAUUUAGCUCUAAAGAUGAUUUAAUAUGCUUGGAAAACCCUGCUUUACCUACCAGAAUGGGGGAGGAGGGCUAGGUAGGGACGUGAUGAUUAAAGAAACAGUGAUUCUAAUUCUAUGGUGUCAAUUACUUUAAAACUUGAAGAGUUAAUUUUGGAAGUCAGGGAAUCCCAGUUCCCUUGGUGUUGAAGAUCUGCACCUGAUUUUGAAAUGUCCAGAUUUAGCUUUCAAGGUGUAUGGCAUGUUGCGUGAUCCAGAAAGCAACCAAAACUCUGGGGUGAGGGAUUGGAAAAAUCUAAAAUCACAGGUGGAUUUUUAAAUUCGACCAUAAAAAAUAUGAACUAUUCUUUUUUAAAACAAUUGAUAUAAAUAAUCAAGAAUAGCAAAUUUUGAUAACUUUAAAUUUUGCAGCUUAAUUAUCAAGUGAAUAGGUCCUUUGUGUUCUGUUUCAUGUGAUGGAGGGGGUUUCAGUCUGUGCUUGGAGCCAAAGGGUUCCUCAGGGUGCCUCAGGAAUAAUAGUUUAAGAGAAGAGUGUCAGGGAGGAGGAAGGUCUAGUUGGUAUUGAGUAGGGGCCUCUAGUUCCCCAUCUCCACCCCCCUUUACCCAGAGCAGCUCCAGUUUUUCUUUUAUAUAUUGUAAUUCCAAGUAAGCUUUUGUGGUUUAUGGGGGGCCGGGGAGGAAUGAGUAGGAUAAAAGAAGUGGAGAUUUUGCUGCUUUAAAAAAAAAAAAGUUGAGAACUAUUUGUGUAGUUUCUAAGUAUUUUAAUGUAUUUCAUUUGGCCAAAUUUGCUUCAAGUAAGCUUAGUCAUAGUCAUAACCGUGCAGUGGUAAUAUGCUUAUGCCAACCUUUUUCUCCCCAAAUACUUUGUGUUUUUCUACUGCAUUCUUAGUAGUACUGAAGAAUAUCUUGAAAUGUACAGAAAUGGUUUCUAUGCUACUUGGUUAUCAGUGAUUUUCAGCUCUCAUGAUAGUCCCUUAUUGGUUGCAGAUCCAUCUCUUUUAUAUUAAAGCACUUAGUGCAGUUUAUGAUUGUGCCUACUCUUAAAAUUUCUCUUUAAAAAGUAAGCACAUGAUGAACACUUUAUAGAAAUCAUAACCGACAGGGAUGCAGUAAUAAUGAAAUGCUACUAUCACUUGUUCUAAUAUACAAUGGAAAGCAGGCAAAUACCAUCGCUUUUUGAGUGCCUUUUUAACUUUAUACUAAUAACCUAAUAGAGCUUUAAAAGAAAAAAAUUACCCUCCCUAAUAGUCUAUGGUAUCACCAACAUGCUUUAUCAAAAUAUGAUUUAGAUUUUAAUUUCAAAGUUACAUUACCUGAUUACUUCCAAAUAGGUGCUAAGCAAACAAAAACUCCCAAUGUGUCAUUGAACCUAGGACUUGCACCUCAUGUUUAAUGUGAAUAUUUAUUUCCACAUGUCCUUCUUAGCUGGGGUUUUUCUUAUCCCUCCUCUAGUUGUGUUAUUUCAGAUAUGUGAUGUCACCUUUCCAUACUAUUUGCCUUUCCAUCAUGAAUGCUCAGUUAUGCAGUACAGAGGUGAGUUUUGUUUCAGAGGGCCUUCUUUCUUGAUGUAAAGAAUUUUUAAAUAGUGCUGUGUAUAGUGUACAUUUUGUUUUGCACAUAGUUUGUUGCCCUGGAUGGGUUUAUUUUUACCAAGUCUUUUUUUCUUUCUUGUAUUUACAGUCCAGAGCACAAGUUUCUCUUCUUUUAAAUACAAUGUAAUUCGCUUUAUUUUACAACACUAAAUCUGCUUUGAACUUCCGGUGCAUUGGACUGAUUGCAUUGGUGGGAGUUAGAGGUCGUUCCAGCCAUCUGUACGGUUUGGUAGAGCAGCUCCUUCUUAUGUUUUUAAGUUGCAGCAUACAGUCAACGGGUGCCAUUUGUGGUAUUUAACAUUCUUAUGUUAGGAUGAUGAUUGUACCAAAUGCUGAGUUGUUUUAUUUCUAGAUGUAAUUAGUUCACUUUAUGUAAUAUUCUUCCUUCUCUAAAACUGACUUUAAAAACAAAGUUUUAUCAUUUUCAUUGUAUUUGUAUUUAUUACAGAGUGUUUUAGCUUUGAUAUUCUUUGUAUUUUCACUUGGUUGUUACAUGAGCUUUAUCAAUAACAUCUGUAUAAAUGGUUUUUAAAAAUUAACUAUGUAUGUGCCCAUGCUGAAGUUGAGCAAUAAAAGGAAUGCUGUUUGCACUGUCACAGCAUCAAAGUUUUUAAAGAA